AUGAGGUCAUUCAAGAAGGUCUCCUCAGGCUCAGCAGGGGCGAGUAAAGGUGGAGAGGAGCCCGGGAAGUUGCCGGAGCAGGAAGAAGAGGAAGAAUCCCAGGUUUUGCACGGAACCGGCCAUUGCAAAUGGUUCAAUGUGAGAAUGGGAUUCGGGUUCAUCUCCAUGAGCAACCGAGAGGGAAGCCCCUUGGAGUCCCCAGUUGAUGUCUUUGUACACCAAAGCAAGCUUUACAUGGAAGGAUUUAGAAGCCUAAAAGAAGGAGAACCAGUGGAAUUUACUUUUAAGAAAUCUUCCAAAGGCCUUGAAUCAAUACGGGUAACAGGCCCUGGUGGGAGCCCCUGUUUAGGAAGUGAAAGACGACCCAAAGGGAAGACAGUACAAAAAAGAAAACCAAAGGGAGAUAGAUGCUACAACUGUGGUGGCCUUGAUCACCACGCUAAAGAAUGCAGCCUACCUCCACAGCCAAAGAAGUGCCAUUACUGUCAGAGCAUCAUGCACAUGGUGGCUAACUGCCCCCACAAAACUGUUUCGCAACAGCCCACUAGUUCUCAGGGAAGACAUGAAGCUGAACCACAGCCUUCCACUUCUGCUUUCCUGAGAGAAGGGGGAGGAACGUACGGCUAUUCGUCUCCAUCAUAUUCUCAGGAGGGAAGGUCAGAGAUCUCAGAGCGUUCAGGCAGGUCACCACAAGAAGCUUCUUCAAGUAAGUUAUCUGCAUCACCCGAAGAACCAAGCAGAAAGGGGCCUUCUGUUCAGAAAAGGAAAAAAACUUAA
Molecule: messenger RNA, 777 nt
Organism: Cygnus atratus (black swan)
Lineage: Eukaryota; Metazoa; Chordata; Aves; Anseriformes; Anatidae
Gene: LIN28B
Product: lin-28 homolog B
Exons: 4
Coding region: 1-777 (258 amino acids)
Molecular function (GO): zinc ion binding; nucleic acid binding
Source: RefSeq, a predicted model, not a curated record